Messenger RNA from Vidua macroura (Pin-tailed whydah), 2084 nucleotides. RefSeq names its product chromosome 26 C19orf44 homolog (gene C26H19orf44). The record is from RefSeq and is a predicted model, not a curated record. The coding region runs from base 129 to 1979 and encodes 616 amino acids. Lineage: Eukaryota; Metazoa; Chordata; Aves; Passeriformes; Viduidae. The transcript has 8 exons.
CGCUCUGGCCGGGCCCAGAGAAGCCUCGGCCGCCUCGGGCUGGGCGGACCUGACGGCGUUCUCUCCGACCCUGUCCCGCCCCAUCCCGUCCGUCCUGCGCCGUUCAGCUCUGUCUCGUCCCGUCCCGCAUGGCCGCGAUCUCUCGGGCACCCGCGGGCCGAGGGCAGGGCCACAGCCACGUACCCCGCAGGAGCAGCACCCGUGGUGAGCUCACGGCGGUGGACACGGAGCUGGAGAGCGCUGGAAGGGCUCCGUCCCAGCACGGCAGGUUCCUGAAGGUGUGCGAUGGAAACGCUGGUGGGACGCAGCGGGGCCAGAGGCCGGGAGGCGCCCUGAGGGCAGGGAGCGGCCGUGCAGCCCUGAGCGCUCCGCGCAGCGCCGCCCGCACGCGGCUAAGCUCCGUCCUGGACAAAGUGGCACGACUGGAAAGCAAAGUCAUGGGUCAAAAAAAGCACCUGGAAUUGCAGAACACUGACCCGGGCCUGAAGCCUUUGGCUCAGGAGUGCACCUCGUCUGCCUCUGGGCACGAAGGUGGUGCCAGGGGCAGGAAGUACUGGAAGAGUUACGGUAGCACCAGUGGGAACGGGAGCCGCAGGGAUGCCUGUCCUGAGGGAGAGGAGAGCAUGCAAAGCCCUAAAAGGAGUGUUAUGCUUAAACAACGGCUUGAUCUGGAUAGUGAUGAAGAGGAAAUGAGAGAAUUGAUGGAGAGCUCUUUGGAGUUUUCCAGUGGACGUGGGAAUCAGAAGGUUCUGAGCAAGACUCCAGUUCCAUCAGGAAAGGCUCCUCCACCUCGUAAGGAAGUUUCACCAGCAGAGUUAUCUAAAGCAUCUUCUUUUCACAACAAAGACUCAGAGAAAAGUGUGUUUGGUAGAGUUAAUUCACCAGCCCCUUUACCUACCAGCAGCAACCUGUCAGGACAUACCAUGAGAUCUCAGUUGCUGUCAUCUUCCAUGAAAGACAACACUGUAAAGAGUGCUCUGCCUAAAGCAAGCUACACCAAGCAAAUCCAAGAAUCCCUUGAAAGUGACAGAAGUGAAAUAAAGUCAUUAGAUGAAUUAUUUUCUGAAGGAGCUGAUGCAGAAGAUCUAUCCAGCAGCAGCUUGAAAUACUUCGGACUGAAUAUCCUGAGCCUUGAUGAUUUGGCACCAGAUACUACCAGUAAGGCAGAAGAAUUAAAGCAGAAAGAAAAAGACAUUCCGUUUACUCAAGAAUCAAAGAAAUAUGUGGAAAAAGAUACAUUGCAGGUGGAAGAGGACCAGGCUGCUCUAAAGUUGACCAGUGCAAUAACUGUUGUGAGUGAUUCUUCUGAAGAAGAGGUUGAAAAAUGUGUCUCUGAAGCUGAAAUCUCUGAACAUUUAAGUGGAGUUUCCUCAAAUUUCCCUCCACACAAACAGGAUUAUCUCAAUCAGAAUGAGAGUACUGUUAAUUCAGAAUAUUCUGAAGACUUUGAAAGGUCUCUGUCUACAACAGACAGGCAAUCUGGAGAGGGACAUGCUGAGAGCUGCAGUUCUGGAGCACACCCAUCUUCGGGGUCGUGCCCGUUGGUCACGCCAGGGCACCGAGUGACCGUCACAGAAACCGCGGUGCAGACAGCAGAGCCUCCCUUCACCUACUGCUGGGCCAGGGGCAGUAAUUCUGAUGCUAUCCUAUGCACAGCAAACCCCGCUCUGGGCACCAGCUACAUCGAUCCAGUGCCAAUUGCCAGUCACGUGAUCAGCAUGGAUGCAGUAGAAGCCCUGACCGCGUACAGCCCCUCGGUUCUCGUCUUACACGCCAUGUGCAAGCAGCACCUGAUGCUGACCCAGCAGUUUGUGGAGAGCAUUCACCACCUUCACACAGCCCUUGUGGAGUCACUGGAGCAUGAGAAGUUCCACUACCAUACCCUGGAAGAGGCUAAAGAGUACAUCAAGAAUCACAAAUCCCCACCUCUAACAAUUGAGCAAGCACUUGAAGAAAUUCGGAGAGCCCAGGAGAAAUAACUGCUUGGACAGCUACUGAACUUUAAGUGACAUUUAUAUUCACAGCUCUAAGGCUGAAAACAAGAAACUUUCCCAAGUUGCAGAGAUAAAAGGUUAAAAACUGUA